UUAUCAAGAGCAGUUAUAUAACUUCAAUUCAAUAAUAGUCUUUAAGAAUGAUUCUAUUAAGUCUAUUUUAAUAAUAAUCAAUAUAUUUGCUAAUUACAGGCCGUGCCCGAAGCUCCGAAUCCAGUUACGUCAUCUUAGUUAAUAGGGAGGACGAAAAGAAAUUCAUGACUCUUUAUAAGGAAUUUCAAGAAACAGAACAACUCAUUCAGCGU
This is a messenger RNA of Trichoplusia ni (cabbage looper), 212 nucleotides long. Its product is annotated as endoribonuclease Dcr-1-like. Lineage: Eukaryota; Metazoa; Arthropoda; Insecta; Lepidoptera; Noctuidae. Gene Ontology annotation, biological process: siRNA processing; pre-miRNA processing; apoptotic DNA fragmentation. The record is from RefSeq and is a predicted model, not a curated record. Gene Ontology annotation, cellular component: nucleus; RISC complex; cytoplasm. Gene Ontology annotation, molecular function: ribonuclease III activity; protein binding; RNA binding.